This is a messenger RNA of Strongylocentrotus purpuratus (purple sea urchin), 3432 nucleotides long. RefSeq names its product acid-sensing ion channel 1A. The transcript has 8 exons. Gene Ontology annotation, molecular function: ligand-gated sodium channel activity. Lineage: Eukaryota; Metazoa; Echinodermata; Echinoidea; Camarodonta; Strongylocentrotidae. Gene Ontology annotation, biological process: sodium ion transmembrane transport. Gene Ontology annotation, cellular component: membrane. Bases 365 to 1858 code for a protein of 497 amino acids. The record is from RefSeq and is a predicted model, not a curated record.
GUGCAUGGUACAGACCAGGCCCCCAUAUUUCUUAAAAUUGCUCUCUUCAGAAAGAAACAUUGUACGUAUGAGUAGCAAAGGAAUAUAUGCACGAUACAUGUUUAAUAACGUCUCUAUACGCCCAAGAAGAGACAAAGUUUGUAAAGUUUAAUUCCAUGACUAUGGAAUUCCUGUUCGUCAGGAUGAGAUUGCGCUUCAAAUAAAAAGGUAUACAAACUCUGUGCAUUGAAUCGUCGUGCUUGGCGAGACUUAUCGGAUAAUUUCUGAAGCUGUUUAUGAACGUAUUGAUCAUCAGCUCCCGUGCUUGAUAACUUUAAUAAAGAGGAGCAGAGGAAAAGGACAAGAUUUGAUAUCCAACUUCAACAUGGGAUGUCGCUCUGGAAGAUGCCAUCUUCGCAAAUGGGCCGCGGAUACUUCUGACUUACACGGUCUCAAGCAUAUAGCAGGAUCUGGAAACUUAUUUCGCCGUCUCGUCUGGCUGUGUCUCUUCCUGACUGCACUUGGUUUCUGUAUUUACGAAUGCUAUCUUGUUUUUGUGGGAUUUUUAUCCUUUAACCAUGUCACUCAGGUCGAUGUCUUGUAUAGCACCGAAGUGGAGUUUCCAGCAGUGACCGUCUGUAAUAUUAACAAAUACAGGGAAUCAGCCUUUACAGAGGAUGAUAUUAAAAAUGUCGGCGUUCACCUAGGUAUCAUCGAUGAAGAUCAUAACCUUCUCUUGCCUGAGCUUUACACUGAUGAGUUCAGAGAUUUCAUUGAUUCUGUUAACUGGACUGUCGUGGAGGAGGAUCCUGAUUACAACAUGACCGACUUCACCAUCAGAACCGGACAUCAGAAAGAAGACAUGAUACUUUCGUGUUUGUGGAAAGAGGAACCGUGUGAAGAGAGCGAUCUCCAACAUAAACUAACACAUCUCGGGAACUGCUACUCGUUCAAUCUGCAAGGAGAAAACUCGGAUGAAGCCGACUGGAAGCACUCAUAUGCUGCGGGUGCAGCCAAUGGCUUACAGCUCAUCCUGAACAUGGAGACUCCCGAGUAUACCCCGACCAACGAUCUAGACGGAGGAGCCAUGGAUGCGGGUCUUCGGAUCAUGUUCCACUACCCGACGGAACCCCCGUACCCCAAGGAACUUGGCUUCGCAGUCGCCGCGGGAGAUCACUCAUUCAUCUCCAUGCGGCAUGAAAAGAUCACGAGUCUACCCGACCCUUACUCCGAGUGCGAGUCGGAUGGCGCGGACAUCAUAACCCACUUCGACCACUACUCCCUGCAAGCGUGUCGGAUAGAGUGUGAAACCCUGGUCGUCGUGGCCGAGUGCGGUUGUCGCCUCCCCGAGAUGCCAGGCGAUGAUGAUGUAUGCGGUCCAGCUGAUUUACACGAGUGCGCGCACCCUACUUUAGUUGAAUUUAUCACUGGGAACUUGGAUUCAGCAGAGAGUUGCGAAUGUUUCUCGCCCUGUGAAGUGGAAAAUUAUCCGUUUACCCUUUCAACUAGCAGACUGCGCUUGACCUACCUUGAAGCACUCUUUGCGAACACCAGUACAAACUUCACAGCUGCAUACAUUGGCGAAAACAUCGCAGUGGUAUCGAUGUACUACGAGGCUUUAAAUUUCGAGACAAUCGACAUGUUGCCAGAGUAUACUGUUGCAACAUUGUUAGCCGUUCUUGGAGGUAAUCUUGGUCUGUUCUUGGGUGCCAGUUUCCUGACAUUGGCCCAACUCGGAGAGUACUGUUUCGAUGAGGUGAUCGGCUGGUGUAUCUGUACGCCAAAAAAAGAAGACGAUGAUAAAAACGACGGUGGAAACAAAGUCGAACCCGUUUCUACAGUUACGGCUAUGGAUGCUUGGGGUGCUCAAAAGCUCUAGAAUAGGAAGAUCACGCGAUGCUAUCCAAUCAGAAUGACCCCUUGAGUAGUAAUAGCUGGUACCCUCAUCAUGAUUGGAUAAACGUUCAUUAGCUAAAGGUUCAAGGGUCAAGCCCUCAACGGGUUAAUGCCAUACAUGGUACUCUGUUCCUUAUUGUUAAACACUGAUUAGCGAAAGUUGAUUUUUAUUCUUCCAAUGAGGAUCAACACAUGGAGGUGUUAGUCGUGCAGCCUGAUAUCCUACUCCUGAUUGGCCGAAGGCAUAUUGGCUAAACUUUUAAUGGCCAAUCAGGUGAUAUUUUUGAACGAAUAAGCUGCGCUGCACUGGUACCUUACUCCUGAUUGGCUAAACACUAAAUAGCUAAACCGGCAGGGGCCAAUCGGGUUCUGUCUCUAUCAUGUCUACAGGAGCUAUCUAAACCCUCACCCUUUAUAUCGGCAUAACGGUUGGAAGAAGAGCCGAACUACUGAUUGAAGAUUGGAUAGAACAUCAGCUAUACAAAGACGCCAAACCGUCCAUGUUUGGAGAUAAAGAAAGAAAAUACAUACAAUUGAUUUUUCGCAAUCACGUAAAAAGAUCUAUUCAUGAUGUUAAACCUACACUAAAUCGAAAUAGGACAACACUAUUGCAGGCGUUUGAACACAAACACAUCCAUACUUUAAACAAAAAAUAUUUAUUAAAGCCUUAUUUCAUUGUUACAUUGCCUCGAAAAUAACUUACCUCGGUGUCAUCAUAAUGAAGAAUUAAAAAGGUUUACAAUAGAUUUCAUUUUAGUGAUCACUAAAGCUAGAUAUUUCAAUGCAAUAUGUGUUUUAUAAGUGCAUUAUCAUGUAAAUAAAACAGAAGGACAUGUGAAUAUUCACAUAAUGAGAUACAUAAUGCAAGGUGCAUUGUCCGCUUACAAAUGAUAUCAUGCAUUGUAAAUAUUCACGUAAAUUAUAUUUUAUCUUUUCCAAUUAUUGAGAAAGAUUAAAAAAUUGGAAUAAGACACACAAAAUGUUGAGUACGACUUCACAGAUGUAGGGAGCAGUAUACAUUCGUUAUUAAUAAAAUGUGAAUAUUUUUCGAUACGAUAGAUAAUACAAAGCCAUUGACGUCGUUUUCUGGAAGGGAUAGGUUAUUGUGUAUUUUCCUACUACAAAGACCGACGACUUAAAUUGAAUCAGUCUUGCCAAACGCACAAGUAAUUGGUACUCGUUUCAAGUAUGUCAUCUUACCAUGUACAAAACAAACGAUCACCUUUUAUAAAACGUACCCACAUUCUGUUUCAGUGCAUGCAUGUGAUAAUAUGUGAUUAUAAUAUGUACAGUGUAGUUUUGCUUUAAAUGAUAGUGUGAGGUAUUUUCAGAAACACCGAAUAGAAUAAGAUUACCAUCAUCUUACUUGACCAAAGGCCCUAUAUAUAUAGUUGUAUUUAUCUUUUAUUUUGUAUUUACUAUGUGGCUUGUAUUAUUAAUGUAAUCUUACUUGUGUGAAAUGUACAGUAAGUUAAUGAUUAUUAUGAAAAUAAUUUGCUCUCAUGUGUAACAAUAUAUAUACAUGUAUAUAGCAAUAAACCAUGAUUGGCAAAUAUA